Molecule: messenger RNA, 769 nt
Organism: Panicum virgatum (switchgrass)
Lineage: Eukaryota; Viridiplantae; Streptophyta; Magnoliopsida; Poales; Poaceae
Exons: 2
Coding region: 114-575 (153 amino acids)
Molecular function (GO): protein dimerization activity
Source: RefSeq, a predicted model, not a curated record
UGCUGUUUUCUAACAUGGCUGUUUGCUGUUUUUUAAACUAAUAGAGGUGUUUCUAAUUUAUUUCAGCAUCAUGGUGGCGGUUAUAUGGAACUGAAACACCAGCUUUACAGAAGAUGGCUACAAGGAUAUUAUCUUUGACAUCAAGCUCUUCUAGUUGUGAAAGAAAUUGGAGUGGGUUUGAAGGGAUACACACUAAGAAGAGAAAUAGGCUGACUACAACCCGCCUCAACAAGUUGGUCUAUAUUCAGUUCAAUAACAGGCUGAUGAAUAAGAGAGAAAAGAUUAAGUCAAAGAAAAUCACUAAUGUUCUCUUGUCUAGUGAUACAACUGAAGCUCAAGGUUUUCUCCAAGAGGGUGGAGAUGAUUGUGCACAAGUUGUCUUUAGAGAUGGGGAGGAAGAUGAGAUGGAAGGUACAGGGAUACCUUGGUCUGUUAUUGGAGAGGCAGUGGGAGCAGAAGAACAGCUUGAGCCUUGUAGAAGUGCAAGAGUGAGAGAGCUCUAUGAAGAAGAGUUUGAGUCUGAAGAAGAAGAGUAUGAAGAUGAAGAUCUGUGCUACAGUGAAGAUGAAAUAUGAUCUGGACCAUCUCCAUCUAGUAGUGAAGCCUUUUGUGAUGCCCUGGUCUUAUGAACUGCAGCUGUGUCACUUUGUGUCUGUGUGUCUUCUUUUGUGAUUAGUGAGACCUGAACUAAGAACUAUGUGCUUGUGCUGUCCUUUAUUUAUAAAUUGUGUUCUGUACUUGUAUUACUGUCCUAUCCACUUGUUGUAAA